AUGCAGACUUCUUCUACAAACAUUUAUGAAAGACUGUGCAAUAAGUCCAUCCAUGAAAUUUCCUUGCUACUAAAUAUUCCACGGUCAACUGUUAGUGGUAUUAUAACAAAGUUGAAGCAGCUGGGAACAACAGCAACUCAGCCACCACGUGGUAGACCACGUAAAAUGACUGAGCGAGGUCAGCACAUGCUGAAGCGCACAUUGCGCAGAAGUCGCCAGCUGUCUGCAGAGUCAAUAGCUAAAGACCUCCAAACUUUGUGUUGCCUUCAGAUUAGCACAGUGCAUAGAGAGCUUCAUGGAAUGGGUUUUCAUGGCCAAGCAGCUGCAUCCAAGCCAUAUAUCACCAAGUGCAAUGCAAAGCGUCAGAUGUAGUGGUGUAAAACAUGCCACCACUGACUCUAG
Staurois parvus is the source of this 402-nucleotide messenger RNA. Lineage: Eukaryota; Metazoa; Chordata; Amphibia; Anura; Ranidae. The record is from the annotation of a GenBank genome assembly.